CUAAAACCCCUGUUUGUCCUACGAAGCUAAGAUGGGCUGCGACAGCUCCCACCUAAUUAACCUACGACGGUCUUCGCCGGACCGCGCUGGCCAGACUCCGGUCGCGAUUCCAGGUCAACCUCGUAUCUAGGCCUAGAUAGGGGAAAAGAAAGCUAGGAUGACUCCGACGCAGAUCACCCACCCGCUCAGACUUGUCUUUCUCCGCAUCUUUUUGGCAAAGGUUGUUUGCUUUAGCUCUCCGAUCUCGGAGACAGGUCACUUCCGGACCCGUUGACGGAGACUGAACCUGGUCACAAGUGUAGGUACUAGGCAGAUGGGAUACGUAUCCCCAAGGGGCUUAGCGGUCUCGUGAGUUGCUAACUGGCUCCUUACGAGGUUCAAGACAUCAGGUUUCCGAUGUCCCGCCGUAGAGUUGCCCUUUACGAGAUGUCCCGAAGACAGACUAGUUCGCCCGUGACGAUGGCCCAAGUCGAUGAGCGGCAUCCCCUCUUGGAUCAACUCCGGCGGAAAAAUCUCUCGGUACGCGUGGCCGCACAGCCGGGACCCUAUCAGAUCUUUCCCCAGGCCGUAUUCGAGGAGAAUGACAAGAGUCGACGACUCGACAGGUCUCUGCAAACACGAGGACCUGACGGAGAGCCGUUCAGUCCAUCGCAGCCGAAUGCCAUGGCGUCAACUGACCUAUACGAGCCGGACCAACCAGAGGAAGCUCCAGAAGUGUAGUACCUAGACUGUCGAGCGGGUGCAAUUAUGCACGGGUCUCCAUACUUUAAUCCUCGCCUGUCUCGCUUGGGAGCCGAGUGCACCUCCGACCCCACUGUUUUCCCUUGAUAGUCCGACACGCUGGAGACCUCAAGCGCGAUCCGAGCAUCUGGGAUGUUCCGGUGCUAUCCUGUGCCCCUUGGCGUCCUUUUCUGUUUCAGUGGUCCCCCUGGUGUGAUGCGGGAGUGACAGAUUGAGCCGCCUUGACCGAGGAAUAACCGGUGGAGAUUAUACGGACCUGUCAACUCCCACCUUCAGACUGAUGGACCCAGACCGAUGGACUAGAUAGAGAUGAUCUCACCCAGUGUGAUCACCCGAGAGACUUCUGGCCCGGCGAUAGUCAGGAUUCAAAGGGCAAAAAAGAGGGGGAAUACUACCUCCCAGAAGGCACUACGUGUGCCAUCCACAAUUGUCUCCAGCCGACUCAGACCAAUGAUAGAAGGUUGUCAAUGAAACCAAAACCUGGUCAGCCAACAAGAACAGUCCGCGCAGCUACUGUACCAAGACAAGGCCGAUUGAGGGGGGACCACUGUUGAACGAAUGGUGCAGAAUCCAUUCUAUCUGGAAAUAAAUAAAUAAAUAAAACUAAAACAAAUCAAACCAAGUCAAAGAAGCAAUCGAGUCCAAUCGAACCAGAGGGAUGAUGGAGAGAGCGAGAGCGAGAGAGAGAGAGAGAGGGGAGG
Aspergillus candidus is the source of this 1442-nucleotide messenger RNA. RefSeq lists its product as uncharacterized. Bases 397 to 720 code for a protein of 107 amino acids. The transcript has a single exon. NCBI's taxonomy places the organism in Eukaryota, Fungi, Ascomycota, Eurotiomycetes, Eurotiales, Aspergillaceae. The record is from RefSeq and is a predicted model, not a curated record.